CUCCAGUUGUUGUUAUUGUUUGGUAUUUUCAAAAUGCUGCAGCUACGAAAAGCCGUGCUGCGCGGACUGGCUAGAAGGUUUCGGCCUCCAACGAGAUGUGCCCACAGCGCCGGUGCCGAGAUCUACGACGUGGUGGUCAUCGGAGGCGGACAUGCCGGCACAGAGGCCUCGGCGGCAGCUGCUCGCAUGGGAUCCCGCACCCUGCUGCUAACCCACAAACUGGAGACUAUUGGCGAGAUGUCCUGCAAUCCGUCGUUCGGUGGCAUUGGCAAGGGUCACCUGAUGCGCGAGGUGGACGCCCUGGAUGGCGUAUGUGCCCGCUGUUGCGAUGUUUCCGGCGUACACUACAAGGUGCUGAACAGACGACGCGGACCAGCUGUUUGGGGACCCAGGGCGCAGAUCGAUCGUCAGCUGUACAAGAAGGCUGUGCAGCAGGAACUGCACAGCACUCCCAAUCUGGAGAUUCGAGCAGCUGCCGUGGACAAUCUGCUGAUAGAGGAUGAACAGGAUACCCAAGCCCGACGUUGUACAGGCGUUCUGUUGGCUAGCGGAGAAGUGGUGCGCAGUCGAUCCGUGGUGCUCACUACGGGCACAUUCUUGCGAGCACACAUCAACAUAGGACUCGAGGUGCGUCCGGCCGGCCGGAUCGGAGACGCUCCAGCAAAAGCUCUGGGCGAGGCGAUCGACAGACUAGGUUUUCGCAUGGGAAGGCUGAAAACUGGCACUCCGCCUAGAAUAGCAAAGAGCAGUGUGGAUUACUCUCAGCUCCAAAGGCACGACGGUGAUGAUGCGCCCAUGCCGUUCUCCUUUCUCAACAAAGACGUAUGGCUACCCGCCAAGGACCAACUACCCUGCUACCUCACCUACACCACACCAAAAGUCAGCGACAUCGUGCGCGAUAAUCUUCAUGUUAAUCGACAUGUUACUGAGGAGAUAACCGGCCCACGUUACUGCCCCUCGAUUGAGUCAAAGAUUUUGAGGUUCGGCGCGAAGGUCCAUCAGGUGUGGUUAGAGCCAGAAGGUCUGGACAGUCCCUUAGUGUAUCCCCAGGGGAUCUCCUGCACGUUGCCCCACGAUCAGCAAGUUGAGCUGGUCCAUGCCAUCCAAGGUCUGGAGAAGGCGGUUGUUGUCCAGCCCGGUUACGGGGUGGAGUACGAUUUUAUAGACCCCCGUGAGUUGUAUCCCACACUGGAAACGAAGCGAGUGCCAGGACUCUUCUUUGCUGGCCAGAUAAAUGGAACUACUGGCUAUGAAGAAGCGGCCGCCCAGGGAAUCAUAGCGGGAGCCAAUGCAGCUGGAAAAACCAGACAUGGCGACGGAAGGCAAUUGACUAUUAGUCGAACUGAGGGAUACAUAGGAGUGCUGAUCGAUGACCUCACCUCGUUAGGCACCAACGAACCCUACCGCAUGUUUACCAGUCGGGCAGAGUUUCGGCUGUCACUUCGUCCGGACAAUGCCGACAUGCGCCUCACCAAAAAGGGCUACGAAUUCGGACUUGUAUCUUCAGAUCGCUUCCAGCAUUUCCAGCAAACCGAGGAGAGAUUGCAAUCGGCCAUUGAGUCGUUGCGGCGAUUACGGAAGCACACUCACUACUGGCGACAAGCCCUCGAUCUGCCAAAGGCUAAAGCUUCGGUGGAGAAAACGGCUUUCGACAUGCUGGGCAUUCCGGCGGAUAACAUCACUAUCGAGCAGCUUAUCCAGAUUCAUCCCAACGAACUGAGCUGGCUGAAAGGCGAGCGUAACCUGGCCGAAAGGCUGAAAAUCGAGGCCCUGUACUCGUUCUUUGUUGAUGAACAGCAACGAGAUGUGGAGGAUGUGCGUCGAGAGGAGCGCCUGUCCAUUCCCGCCGACAUUGAUUACUUCUCAAAGUCGCUAAGCUUGUCCAACGAGGAGCGACAGAAACUGACGCUCAUCCAGCCGCAGACAAUUGCGGCGGCAAGUAGAAUUCAAGGGGUAACUCCUUCGACGAUUGUGAGGAUUCUUAAGUACGUUAAAAAAGCUGAGGUAGCCAAAGCCUAGGUUAAU
This is a messenger RNA of Drosophila santomea, 2025 nucleotides long. Its product is annotated as protein MTO1 homolog, mitochondrial. Gene Ontology annotation, cellular component: cytosol. The transcript has a single exon. NCBI's taxonomy places the organism in Eukaryota, Metazoa, Arthropoda, Insecta, Diptera, Drosophilidae. Gene Ontology annotation, biological process: tRNA wobble uridine modification; tRNA methylation. The record is from RefSeq and is a predicted model, not a curated record. Bases 34 to 2019 code for a protein of 661 amino acids. Gene Ontology annotation, molecular function: flavin adenine dinucleotide binding.